This is a messenger RNA of Acanthosepion pharaonis, 627 nucleotides long. The record is from the annotation of a GenBank genome assembly. Lineage: Eukaryota; Metazoa; Mollusca; Cephalopoda; Sepiida; Sepiidae.
AUGAGGCAAUGCAACAAAUGUGGCACUACAAUAGAAUUUACUCAUUCUUUUAUGACUGACGAAACAGGGGCGGAUUCUGUCUUGGCUUGUACCAUGGCCCGUUUCGGCCAGCUUCGAUCAGAGGUUUUUUUUUCCUUAUGCGGCUUUUCCUUUUCUUCAUCCUCUUCAUCCUCCCUCCCCCUUUUUAGCGGGCAUGUGCGUCGAAACUUAGCUCCUCGAGUUGCUGCUGUUAUUGCUGUUCCACCUCAACCUCCUGAUGCAGCUGUUCAGUUUGAUGUUGUUCCAGAUGAAGCUGCUGCUCUUUUUGAUGCUGCUGCUCCUGAUGCUGAAGUUGCUGCUCUCGCUUGUUGUUGUUGCAUCUGCUUUUAUGUGACCUAUUGUCGGAGAGUCGAGAGUAGAGCCGGAGGAGAGGUAGCAGUCUUUGCUCUUUCUUGGCGACCUCCUCCCUUUGGCCCUUGGUGGCCUUAUUCUCCUCAACUUCUUCUUUUGAUGCACUUGAUUGUGGCGCCGUGUUCCGUUCGGGACACAUUUUCACCAAGUGUCCGGAAAGGAGAUUUUUUUUCAGAUCCUUUUCAUUAUCUAUCUAUCUAUCUAUCUAUCUAUCUAUCUGUCUGGUGCGAUGGAUAA